This is a messenger RNA of Populus euphratica (Euphrates poplar), 1527 nucleotides long. RefSeq names its product G-type lectin S-receptor-like serine/threonine-protein kinase SD1-1. Gene Ontology annotation, biological process: protein phosphorylation. The transcript has 5 exons. Gene Ontology annotation, molecular function: protein serine/threonine kinase activity; ATP binding. The record is from RefSeq and is a predicted model, not a curated record. Gene Ontology annotation, cellular component: plasma membrane. The coding region runs from base 335 to 1396 and encodes 353 amino acids. NCBI's taxonomy places the organism in Eukaryota, Viridiplantae, Streptophyta, Magnoliopsida, Malpighiales, Salicaceae.
AAUAUUCUUGCAGAGCCUCAUUGCACCUGCCAGCCCCUCUAACAACAAUGUCUAAUCAUUGUAAGAUUGAUCUAAUGUUUGCAAACCAGGGCUUGGUUUAGUGGUGAAAGAGACUUGUCUCCUUCUACUGUAUUUGGGUUCGAGUCCUGGUGUGCAUGCCUAUCAUCCCCGCGGUACUUUAUAUGCCUACUGAGUUUGCAAGGUAUUCAGUGGGCCGUGAGGAUUAGUCAUGGUACGCGCAAACUGACCUGAACAUCCCACAUAAAUCAAAAAAAGAAAAAAGAUUGAUCUAAUGUUCUAAAUAUGGUGUUGAUAUUACCCUGUUUUAGAGAGAAUGGAAAAGUGCUUGCAAAAUGAUCAUGAGAAUGAUAAAGGACAAAAGGAAGACUGGGAGCUACCACUCUUUGAGUUCACUGCAAUAGCUAAUGCCACCAGCAACUUUUCGAUCAACAAUAAGUUAGGAGAAGGUGGAUAUGGACCUGUCUACAAGGGUAAGCUAGAAGAUGGACAAGAAAUUGCUGUCAAGAGGCUGUCAAGGAGUUCUAGACAAGGAUUAAAUGAGUUCAAAAAUGAAGUGAUACUACUUAACAAGCUUCAGCACAGAAAUCUUGUGAAGCUUCUUGGUUGCUGCAUUGAGAGAGAGGAGAAAAUGCUGAUUUAUGAUUACAUGCCCAACGGAAGCCUGGACUCGUUCAUUUUCAAUGGGACAAAAGGAAAAAUGUUAGACUGGUCAAGGCAUUUCAACAUCAUUUCUGGGAUUGCAAGGGGGCUUCUCUAUCUUCAUCAAGAUUCCAGAUUGAGAAUUAUACAUAGAGAUCUUAAAGCAAGUAAUGUUUUACUUGAUGAUCACAUGAAUCCAAAAAUUUCUGAUUUUGGUUUGGCUAGAAUGUUUGUUGCUGACCAAACUGAAGGCGACACAAGCAGAGUUGUGGGAACUUACGGUUACAUGGCACCGGAAUACGCUACCGAUGGUCUAUUCUCAGUGAAAUCCGAUGUCUUUAGUUUUGGUGUCUUAUUGCUUGAGAUAAUAAGCGGAAAGAAAAGUAAAGGGUUCUACCAUCCAGACCAUAGCCUUAGCCUUGUUGGACAUACAUGGAGAUUGUGGAAUCAAGGCAAAGCAUCAGAGUUUAUUGACGCACUGAGAGAUGAGUCAUGCAAUCCCUCAGAAGUGCUGAGAUGCAUACACAUUAGCCUCUUAUGCGUGCAACAGCAUCCUGAUGACCGGCCAAGCAUGGCCUCUGUCGUGCGGAUGCUCGGAGGGGAGAGUGCAUUGCCUAAGCCAAAAGAACCAGCUUUUCUUAAUGACAGAGGUCCACUUGAAUCAACUUCCUCCUCAAACAAGGUUGGAUUAUCUUCAACCAAUGAGAUUACUGUCUCAGUCUUAGAGCCUCGGUAGCUAAUUAAUGGAUAUGAAUUUUUCACUAAUUUCACAGGUUGUGGUAAUAUUAAUUAUUGAACCUAUAUUCCUUUAGCUGGUAAGCUUAACGAAUUAAUAAGGUCUGGUGAUAAACUUUUUAGCAGGAUCGA